GUGAACCCACAUUCAACAACAAUCCUAUAUAAAUAUGUAACCUGGGAACCCAUAUUUGCAUCAAACACCUUCAAGCUUAUUAAUCUUAAAGCUUAUUCUAUUUUUUCGGUUCUUAAAGCUUUGAUCUUUUAACAAUCAUUUCAAGAAUGGCUAAUGCAGAGGUGGUUCUGUUGGAUUGCUGGCCAAGCCCUUUUGGUAUGAGAAUUAGGAUUGCUUUGGCUGAGAAGGGCAUCAAGUAUGAGUACAAGGAAGAGGAUUUGCAGAACAAGAGUGCUCUGCUUUUGCAGAUGAACCCAGUUCAUAAGAUGAUCCCAGUUCUCAUCCACAAUGGCAAACCAGUUGUUGAGUCUCUUAUUGCUGUUCAAUACAUUGAUGAAGUCUGGAAGGACAAAGUUCCAUUGCUUCCCUCUGAUCCUUACUUGAGAGCUCAAGCUAAAUUCUGGGCUGAUUUUGUUGAUAAGAAGAUACAUGAUCCUGGAAGGAAUAUAUGGGCCAAAAAAGGAGAAGAGCAGGAGGCAGCUAAGAAAGAAUUCAUAGAGUCACUGAAGCUUAUGGAAGGAGAACUUGGAGAGAAGCCAUACUUUGGUGGUGAAAGUUUUGGUUAUGUAGAUGUUGUGCUUGUGCCUUUCUAUAGCUGGUUUUAUACUUAUGAGGUCUCUGGAAAUUUCAGCCUGGAGGCUGAGUGUCCUAAGCUUAUUCAAUGGGCUAAAAGGUGCUUAGAGAAAGAGAGCGUGCUCAAAUCUCUUCCUGACCACAAAAAAGUCUACGGCUUUGUUUUAGAGCUAAAGAAGUGGCUUGGGAUAGAGUAGAGAGUGCAUAGUUUAGAAAGGAGAUUGCUUGGUUUUGAGUUGUUUAUUGUCCUAUCUGGGCCUUGUGUUUUGGCUUUCAAUUUCCAUGUGGUGUGAUGUUUCAUAUGUUUUAAUAAAGGUAAUUGAUUAAUUACUUUGCUUGCAA
Messenger RNA from Hevea brasiliensis (rubber tree), 954 nucleotides. RefSeq names its product probable glutathione S-transferase parC. The coding region runs from base 147 to 809 and encodes 220 amino acids. The transcript has 2 exons. The record is from RefSeq and is a predicted model, not a curated record. Gene Ontology annotation, biological process: glutathione metabolic process. Gene Ontology annotation, molecular function: glutathione transferase activity. Gene Ontology annotation, cellular component: cytoplasm. NCBI's taxonomy places the organism in Eukaryota, Viridiplantae, Streptophyta, Magnoliopsida, Malpighiales, Euphorbiaceae.